This is a messenger RNA of Histoplasma mississippiense, 300 nucleotides long. RefSeq lists its product as hypothetical. Lineage: Eukaryota; Fungi; Ascomycota; Eurotiomycetes; Onygenales; Ajellomycetaceae. Bases 1 to 300 code for a protein of 99 amino acids. The record is from RefSeq and is a predicted model, not a curated record. The transcript is spliced from 2 exons.
AUGUAUGCUGAAUUAUAUGCAUUCCCGUCUGUUCUCACGCUAUGCGCCUGCACCCCGCCUCUACCUGAGGUUCUCCACCUCUGGGAUUUCCUUUUCGCAUAUGGACCGCAUUUGAAUAUCCUGUGCAUUGUUGCUCAGUUGAUCAGGCUACGGGAUACGAUUUUGGCAAGUCCCAGUCCAAAUAAAAUUCUACGGUCUCUUCCGGCACUUGAUGCCAAAGAAAUCAUCGCCCUUACUGUCUUAAUCGUGCGAAAGAUUCCUGACAAUCUGUACGAGGAACUUGUUACUCAUGCUCAAUGA